UCUAACGGUAUGAGGGAUCUGCCGUGAUGUGUGCUGUCCUGGGAACUCCCAUCUCCACUUCUCAAACAUGAUCUUCAGUGGUCACAGGAGACUGGAGGGACUCACAACUGGGAGGACUGCAGGAAAAUGCAAGCUGUGUCUUUAAGGGGGGAAGCAUAAAGGGGGAGCUAUAGCUUGUGCUGCAUUGAACUUGUUUGGAUCUGUUCCUGGUGCAGCACUAUGUGGGGAAGCUGCUGACUGACUGAGAUCCCCUACAGCUAGCCCCAGUGUGCACUCAGCCCUAAAUCUCUGCAGCCUCUGGUACGGUGCCACAUUUUUGAUCACCGCAGGCUACCAAUAAAAGUGGAGGAGAGGAAAUCCCCUCUGUGAAUUGGCUCCAUGUGCUGAAAGACAAGAAGAUAGUCAACACCCAGAAGAGAUCCUGUGUUGCGAGUAGAUGAACGUGUCCGUUUUGGGAAUCCGAAAGUCUCAGAUGAGUUAUUUGCUCAUAGUGUAACGUUAAUGAAGGUUCCAAUCUGAGAGCCAUACAAGUCCCCCGGAAUAAGAGGAGUAAUAGAGUAAUUCAAGUCAAAAUGUCUGCUGUUAGGUAGCGCACAGACUUGGCCAAGUCAAGAAAAUUUACAGAGCUCAGAAGACUCGAAGAAGAGUCCAUGUUUUCUACUUGUGCUUCCAGAGUCACAAGAUAAAUAUGACGGAAGCCAUGGAUGAACAGUUGUCCAGGGUGACUGUCCUACAUGAGUAUGUUGGCUGUAGGACAUACGAGGUGCCCUCUUCCGCUGCUAUCAAGGACAUCAAACAGCUCAUCUACAGAGAAACCGAUUUUCCUGUCUCAGAACAGCGUCUUCUACUACACAACAAAGAGUUAUGUGACAGGACCAAGAUUGAAGACCUGACCUCUGAGAAAACAAAUAUAUAUUUAAAUCUCCAAUCGAAGGGACUAAAAGGAGGAGGUAAAUUUGGACAGACCACACCACCCCUUGUUGACUUUCUCAAGGACAUAUUAAGGAGAUACCCAGAAGGAGGGCAGAUCCUAAAGGAGCUGAUUCAAAAUGCAGAAGAUGCUGGAGCCAGUGAAGUCAAAUUCCUCUACGAUGAAACCCAUUAUGGCACCGAGUCCCUCUGGUCAAAAGAUAUGGCUCAAUACCAAGGUCCUGCACUGUAUGUACACAAUAAUGCAGUUUUCACUCCUGAGGACUGGCAUGGAAUCCAGGAAAUUGCCAGAAGUAGGAAAAAAGAUGACCCACUAAAGGUCGGAAGGUUCGGAAUUGGAUUUAACUCCGUUUACCAUAUAACAGAUGUUCCCAGUAUUUUUAGUGGUGAUCAGAUAGGGAUUCUGGAUCCCCACCAAGUACUCUUUGGUCGUCAUGAGUCAGGCCAGUGUUGGAACAUUAAAGAAGACAGCAAAGAAAUAAGUGAACUGGUGGACCAAUUUGCACCAUAUAUUGACAUUUUUGGCAGCACAAAAGAAACCUUUGCAGAAGGUUAUUACCCAGGAACUUUCUUUCGAUUCCCCCUUCGUGUCCAGCCAUCAUUGCUGAGUCAUAAUCUUUAUAAUAAAGAAAAGGUUCUAGAACUGUAUGAGUCCUUUAGAGCAGAUGCGGACACUGUGCUCCUGUUUCUGAAGAAUGUCCAGAAGGUGUCUUUGCACGUUAGAGAGGCAGAUGGAUCUGAAAAGCUGGUUUUCCGUGUGACAGCUAGUGAGAACAAGCUACUAAAACAUGAUAGACCCAACUCGAUCAAAAUCCUUGGAACAGCCAUUGAGAAUUACUGUAAUGGGGUCCCAAGCAAUAGCAUAACAUGUGUUGCCUAUCACGUAAACAUUGUUGUAGAGGAUGAAAGUGUGAAAGAAACCCAAACCUCAUCAUGGUUGGUGUGCAACAGUGUUGGAGGUCGAGGUAUCUGUAUGGCAUUAGAUGCUCUUGCUGAUGACCUAAAAUUUGUUCCAACUAUUGGCAUUGCCAUGCCACUGUGGCAUAAUGUAGAAGAAAAGGGAGCAGAGUCCCAAUUUGUUGGAAGAGCAUUUUGCUUUCUUCCCUUACCACCAGGAGAUGAGAGCAAGACUGGUCUCCCUGUUCAUAUCAGUGGAUUUUUUGGCUUGACAGACAAUCGAAGAAGCAUCAAAUGGAGAGAACUGGACCAGUGGCGAGAUCCGGCAGCUCUUUGGAAUGAACUACUGGUCAAAAAUGUUGUCCCAAAAACAUAUGCAACUCUUAUUUUGGAAGGUAUCAAGAGAAUGAAGACAGAAGAGAACCCUGACUUCCCUCUCUCCGCUGAAAGCAUUUAUCAAAUGUGGCCAGAGGUGGACCAAGUAAGAACACACUGGAAACCUGUCAUAGAACCUCUUUUUAAGGAGCUAUUACAGAAUCCUGUCAUAUACACUUCUAAAAAAUGCUGGCUGAAAGAAUCAGAUGUAAACUUUACAGAAAUGGAUGAAAAUCAGGAGUACACAAAAACUGUCCUGAACUACCUCCAGAACUCAGGGACUCAGAUCGCCAAGGUACCGGCUAAUGUUGCUGCUGCAUUCCAAAUUCCCAUAAACAAUUCUAAGCCGGUGAAGAAGGUCAACCCAGCACUGGUCCGGCAGGUGCUGAGGAAAUGUGGACAUCGAGGACCUACUCAUGAGAAGCUUCACAUCCUUGAGUUCAUACUUAGUGAUGAGAAUUACAGUGAUCUUAUCGGGCUUGAAAUACUUCCGUUGCAGAAUGGGAGCUUUACUUCUUUUUCUUCAUCUGUAUCAGAUAAGGAUGUUGUUUACAUAACCUCAGAGGAGUACCCCAGAGCGCUAUUUCCAGGACUGGAAGGAAGGCUACUGUCUGAAGACUUAAAGCCUAAAAUUCUUACAGCCUUGAAGGAUGCUGCCACAAGUAGGGGUAGACCCUGUACCCAGCUUCAACUCUUGAAUCCUGAACGAUUUAUACGUCUUACAAAGGAAAUUAUGAAUACAACUUGGCCAACAAGAGACUUGGUCGUGCAGUGGCUUCCAGGCAAAGACAAAAAACAUCCUCCUAUGUCGUGGCUUAAGAUGGUCUGGAGACUGUUGUACAUUCAUUUUUCCGAAGAUUUGACUUGUCUAGAUGAUAUGCCGCUUAUACCUACAAAGCUGCUGGAAGAAGAAGUAGAACCCAUACUGGAACUCAUUCGUCUCAGGACACCUUCUCCUGUUAUUUAUGAUGAUGCGACUGACACUCAGCUCCCAGAACAUUUGCCCGAAAUAAUUAAAAAUCUGAGUGGCAUUGUCCUCACAUGUUUAGAUCCAUCUGUACAGCAUCCUCUUCUUAAAAAAUAUGUCUAUCCCCCUACACCUAGUGCCCUUCUUCAAAUAAUGGACAGGAUGUCUCUUCAAAAGCUGUCCAGUCAGAUUGCUUCACUGACCCCAAUCCAAAAAGGCGCCUUGCGGAGGUUCCUUGCUAGUUUAACAGACAUAAAUGAAAAAGAGAAGAAAAUCAUUCAAGAGCUGAUGGUUUUUAAAAGAAUUGAACAGACUUCCGAACAAAAGAAUUCCUAUGUUUUCUUGAGAGGGUGCAAAGUACUUCAUCACAAUGCUAAGCUUCCACCCAAAACCCGUCUUUCCUUUCCUAUAAUUGAUAGCAGUGAUGAGGAAACCAUUCGACUUACCAAGAUGCUAAAGGUAGAACAAUUGAAAAGCACUGACUGCCUAAAAAUUAUAUUGCAAGACAUAGAGAAGGGAUUUUAUUCAGCUGAAGAGCGGACAACCGUUAUGCUAUGGGUUCUUGAAAAUUUAACCUUCUUAAAGAAUGAAAACCAUGCAGUAAUUCAAUGGUUGUCGAGCCUUAAAUUCAUACCUGCUCACAAAGAUCGACUUGUUUUAGCCAAUGAACUUUUUGACCCGGAGGUAGACGUCCUCCAAAAUCUAUUUUGUGCUGAGGAACAAAUGUAUUUCCCACCUGCUAUAUUUACAUCCUCAGAUGUCUUACAUUCUCUUAGGCAGAUUGGCCUAAAAAAUGAUUCUCACAUUUUAGAAAAAGACAUUGUUCAGAUUGCUAAGAAAAUCGAAGCUGUAUAUAACGGAUCAGGAAAAAAUUACGAGGUUGUUGUAAAAAAGGCAAAAACUUUACUCAAUAUAUUAAAAAGAAAUUAUAAACUUGUACAGUCACCAGAGGGAAAAGCCAUAUUAAAAAAGAUCAAAUGGAUACCUACUAUCAAAGAGCGCCCACCAAAUUAUCCAAAUUCCUUGGUUUGGAUUGGAGACCAGUUCAAGUUAUAUUCUCCUGGAGAAAUGUGCAGUGUGUCUUAUGCUGUCCUGGUGGGCUCUUCUAUUCCAAUGUUGGAAAACAUGCAUGACAAUAUUGAAAAAGUCCUUGGCAUUUCGAGGGAACCUAGUAUUGAAGCCGUAUUGAAACAUCUCAAAGUUGUCGUCGAUUGGUAUAAUUCUAAAACUAUUACUGAUGAAGACUAUUAUCAGUUUCAGCACAUUCUGCUGGAGAUAUAUAGUUUCAUGCAGGAAUGUCUUGAUAAAAGCAAAGAACUAUACAAAGCCCUGUCCUUUCCAUGGGUCUGGACAGGCAAAACGUUUUGCUCCCCAAGGCAAGCCAUUAUAACUUCAGCCUAUAGUCUUGACCUUCAGCCCUUUUUGCACAACAUACCAAAUACCAUGGUGAAAUUUCACAAAUUGUUCAAGUUUUGUGGUUCAAUUGAGCAGCUAACACCUGAACAAAUCUUUGAUGUUGUUAAGAUAAUCUAUGAACGUAGCAAACAACCCAUGCAUAAAGAGGAGAACACGCAGAACAUUAACAUAAUGCUGAACAUUGUAAGGUGGAUGUAUAGUCAUCAGAUUGCUGUAAGUCUAGAUACACCCUUGCCUGUGCAUUUUAACAAAGACCCUUUAAAACUUGUAAUGAGACCCAUCCAUGAAUGUUGUUACUGUGACAUCAAGGUUGAUGAUCUAAAUGAUCUCCUUGAAGACUCAGUGGAACCAAUAAUAUUAGUACAUGAAGAUAUACCAAUGAAGACAGCAGAAUGGUUGAAUGUACCGUGUUUAAGUACACGGCUUAUUAACCCAGAAAACAUGGGGUUUGAACAGUCAGGCCAAAGAGAGCCACUUACUGUGAGAAUCAAAAACAUUUUGGAAGAAUAUCCUUCUGUUUCUGACAUCUUCAAGGAACUUCUCCAAAAUGCUGAUGAUGCGUCAGCGACUGAGUGCAACUUCAUGAUUGACAUGAGACGAAAUAUGGAUAUAAGGGAAAAUCUUCUAGACCCAGGAAUGGCAGCAUGUCAUGGUCCUUCACUAUGGUCUUACAAUAAUUCCGAGUUUACUGAUAAAGAUUUUUUAAACAUUACAAGACUUGGAGAAUCCUUAAAGAGAAGUGAAGUUGACAAAGUCGGAAAAUUUGGUCUAGGAUUUAACUCUGUCUACCAUGUCACGGACAUUCCCAUUAUUAUGAGUAGGGAGUUUAUGAUCAUGUUUGAUCCAAAUAUCAAUCACAUCAGCAAACACAUUCGAGACAAGUCCAACCCAGGCAUCAAAAUUAACUGGAGCAAACAGCAGAAAAGACUUCGCAAAUUUCCCAACCAGUUUAAGCCAUUUUUAGGUGUAUUUAAUUGUCAUCUACCACUUGCUGUAGAAGCUCCAUACUGCUACAAAGGUACACUUUUCCGGCUGUCCUUUAGAACCCAACAGGAAGCCAAAAUGAGUGAAAUUAGUAGCUGUUGCUACAACACAGCAGACAUUUAUACGCUGGUUGAUGAAUUUAGUUUAUGUGGCUACAGAUUAAUACUUUUUACUCAGAAUGUGAACUCCAUGGUCUUGAAAUACCUAAAGCCUGAAGAAUCAGAUCCAGGAUUAGCUCAAGACACUGUUACUAUUAAAAAAUCUAUGUGCUCCUCCAAGGUUUUAGCUGAUCCAAAAAGACUACUCACAGAGGCUGCCAAAGUAAUGAAUACCUGUAGUAUUACCAAGAAAUACCCAAAUGAAAUGCCCAAAUCAUCAUGCAUUUUGCAGAUCGUGGUUCAAGAGUUUCACCACGUGUUCAGGCGAAUAGUUGACCUUCAUUCUCCAUUGUUCCGAGGUCCUGAAGAUGAACCAGCUAACAUUUUUGAGCUGGCCAAGUCGGGGCAGACAAAGAGGAUGACUGAGGAACUGCCACAGAAAACUGUGGACUCAACAUCAUGGCUUACAUGUUCUUGUAUGGAUAUAGGUGAAGCUUUAAAAUUUGCUUUGAGUGAUAGUGGCAAGAGACUUGGGCUUGUGCCAUGUGGUGGGGUGGCUGUAAUGCUUUCUGGAAGUCAAGAUGGAAAAUGGACCGUAAAACCAUUUUCUGGUAAUAUUGGAGAAGUCUUUUGCUAUCUACCACUCCGUAUAAAAACUGGGCUUCCACUGCAUAUAAAUGGAUGCUUUGCUGUGACUUCAAAUCGGAAAGAAAUUUGGAAGACAGACACAAAGGGGAGAUGGAAUACUGUAUUCAUGAGACAUGUUAUUGUGCGGUCUUAUCUAGAGGCCCUUUGCGUCUUAAGGGACAUGUCUACCAGUGGAGAGCUGAUGAACUACAACUAUUAUUCAGUAUGGCCAGACCCUGACUAUGUCCACGAUGACUUUUCUGUCAUUUGCCAAGGACUAUAUGAAGACAUUGCCAAAGGAAAGGGCAAAGAUCGAAUGAAAGUAUUUUCUGAUGGAACAUCUUGGGUUUCCAUGAAAAAUGUGCGAUUACUUGAUGACUCUUUACUCAAGAGACCAGACAUUGGACCAGCUGCAUUCCAGAUUUUCAUGAAGUAUUUGAAGAAGACUGGCUCAAAAAACCUCUGUGCUGUGGAACUGCCCUCUUGGGUUAAACUAGGAUUUGAAGAAGCAGGGUGUACUGAUGUGCUGAUUGAGAAUACGUUUUCAGAAAGACAGUUUUUUUCAGAAGUAUUUUUCCCACACAUUGCUGAAAUUCAGCCUGAAUUACGAGAUCCAUUGAUGCUUUUUGUUUUGAAUGAAAGGAUUCAAGCAUUUAGUGAAAUUCUUCAAGUUACACCAUGUAUUCCAUGCUCCAGUGAGAACCACUCUCUGGUCGUUCCCUCAAGGCUCAUCCAUCCUGAAGGUAGAGUAGCCAAAUUGUAUGACAACAAUGAUGGAAGAUUUCCCUAUGGCACAUCUCAGAAUUACUUGAACCCAGUAGUGUUGGUGAAGUUGGUGCAACUUGGCAUGAUGAAGGAUGACAUUUUAUGGGAGGAUUUAAUUGAACGUAUUGAAUCCAUUGCACUAAUCAAUAAAACGGAUCAUGCAGCAGCUUGUGUAAGGAGCAAUAUUAUUCUAAGUUUGGUCGAUGAGAAACUUAAGUUUAGAGAUCCCAAGUCUAAAGAAUUUUGCAAGAAAUGCCAAAUCUCUAAAUUUUUGCCUUUUCUGAGUAAACCAGCUGGUUUUACCCUUCAUUGGAAAGGAAGUGACUUCAAUAGUGAGGAAAUGUUUUCAGCUACAGAGCUUUACACAGUUGAGCACCAAGACACAGUUUGCCUCCUAAAACCAAUUCUGAAUGAAAACUCUCCUUCUUUUAAGGGCUGUGGAUCCAUAUCCUUAGCAGUCAAAGAAUAUUUAGGUUUACUCAAGAAGCCUUCACCUGAAUUGGUACUUGAUCAGUUAAAGGAAAUUGCAAAAUACACAGAUGGAGGCACCUUGUACCAGGAAAACAUUACAAACUCCUGCUAUAAAUUCCUCAAUGAAGCUAUACUUUUGAACGAGGCUACAAAGACAUUGGUUGUUACAGAGCUGAAGACAUUUCCUUUUAUAUAUAUUGAGGGCAUCUAUGUUACUUCAGAAAAAGUUUCCUUCCAUCUAAACUUUGAAGCAGCCCCUUAUCUCUACCAGAUGCCUAACAAAUACAAAAAUAAUUUUCGGGAAUUGUUUGAAAGUGUUGGUGUGAAACAUGCCUUCACAGUAGAAGAUUUUGCAUCAGUACUUGAAAUGAUCAAAAGUGGUAAUUCGAACAAAAAAAUAUCAGAAAAUGACUUCCAACUUUGUAGACGAAUUGUUAGUGAGGGAAUAUGGGGACUUAUCAGAGAAAAAAGUCAAGAAUUUUGUGAGACAACUUAUGGCCAAAUUCUUCUACCAGAUGCCAAUCUCUAUCUCCUUCCAGCUAAAUCGCUAUGCUACAAUGACUGCCCAUGGAUUCAAGUAAAAGACACUGCUGUGAAGUACUGCCAUUCAGACAUUCCAAGGGAGGUAGCAGUAAAGCUUGGGUCAAUACCAAAAAGACACAAAGCUCUAGAAAGGUAUGCAACUAACAUUUGCUUCACGACUCUCGGAACAGAAUUUGGACAGAAGGAAAAGCUUACUAGCAGAAUCAAAAGCAUCCUCAAUGCCUACCCUUCAGAAAAAGAGAUGUUAAAGGAGCUUCUUCAAAAUGCUGAUGAUGCAAAGGCCACAGAAAUAUGUUUCGUCUUUGAUGGCAGAAGCCAUCCAUCUGACAGAAUAUUUGAUGAGAAAUGGGCAUCACUACAAGGUCCAGCACUGUGUGUAUACAACAACCAGCCAUUCACAGAUGAUGAUGUAAGAGGCAUCCAGAACUUAGGGAGAGGAACGAAGGAAGGCAAUCCUGGUAAAACGGGUCAGUAUGGAAUAGGCUUCAACUCUGUUUACCACAUUACUGACUGUCCGUCUUUCCUCUCAUCCAAUGACAUUAUAUGCAUCUUUGACCCUCAUGCACGAUAUGCUCCAGGAGCAACCGCACUUAGCCCUGGACGCAUGUUUCGAGAUUUGGAUGCCGAUUUUAGAACCCAGUUUUCAGAUGUUCUAAAUCUAUACUUGGGAAAGCACUUCAACCUCUCCAGUGCAACAAUGUUUCGUUUUCCACUACGAAAUGCUGAAAUGGCCAAAAGCUCUGAGAUCUCAUCAGUCCCUUGCUCUGACAGGAUGGUCCAGAACCUUCUUGACAAGCUGCGAACAGAUGGAGCAGAACUUCUAAUGUUUUUGAAUCACAUGGAAAAGAUUUCUAUCUGUGAAAUAGAGAAGACAACAGGUGCUCUGAAAGUAUUAUACUCUGUUCAAGGCAAAAUUACAGACGGUGACCGGCUGAAACGCAAACAGUUUCAUUCAUCUGUAAUUGACAGUGUGACCAGGAAAAAACUAUUGAAAGAUAUACCAGUCCAACAGAUUACUUAUACAAUGGACAUUGAAGACACUGAAGGAAACCUCACAACAUGGUUAAUCUGUAAUCGCUCUGGCUUCUCUAACAUGGGUAAAGUCUUAAAGAGUGUGAUCUCCGCGCACAAAAAUCAAGACAUCACAUUGUUUCCACGAGGCGGAGUUGCUGCUUGCGUAACCCACAAUUACAAGAAACCCUACAGAGCAUUCUGUUUUUUGCCACUGUCUCUUGAAACAGGACUUCCUUUUCAUGUCAAUGGACAUUUUGCUUUGGAUUCAGCCAGGCGUAACUUGUGGCGAGAUGAUGAUGGAGUUGGGGUGAGAAGUGACUGGAAUAAUAGCUUGAUGACGGUCUUAGUGGCUCCAGCUUAUGUAGAGCUAUUGGUGCAGCUCAAGAAACGAAACUUUCCUGGAACCGAUCCCACAAUCUCUAUAUUACACAAUACUCCAAUCCAUGCUGUGAAGGAUGUUUUAAAAAAGUUCUUGUCUUUUUUCCCAGUAAACAGACUUGACUUACAGCCAGACUGGUAUUGUCUGGUGAAAGCUGUUUAUGCUUGCAUUUAUGAGGAGUCAAAGCGCCUCUUGCCUGUAGUACGAGCCCCAAAUGUUGAUGGCUCUGACAUGCAGUCAGCUGUCAUUAUUACUUGGGUAAACAUGUCAGCUGUGAACUCUGGGAAGCCAUACUUUGACAAUUUAUUACAAGAUGAACUACAUCACAUGAAAAACAUGGAAUACAACAUAACUACUCGCAAGACAGUAGCCGAAAAUGUCUACAGGCUCAAACAUCUCCUCUUGGAGAUUGGGUUUAACUUGGUUUAUUACAGUGAUGAGACUGCAAAUCUUUAUCACUGUCUGGUGGACGCAGGCAUCCCGGUUACUUAUGCAACUCCUUCAGAUGUCCGUCAGUUCCUGAUGACUUUCUCGUCUCCUGACACAAACUGCCACAUUGGAAAACUACCUUGCCGCCUGCAGCAGACCAACCUAAAGCUGUUUCAUAGUUUGAAGCUCCUUGUAGACUAUUGCUUAAAAGAUGCCGAAGAAAAUGAAAUACAAAUCGAAGGUUUGCCACUUCUAAUUACCUUGGACAAUGUAUUGCAAGUUUUUGAUGCAAAACAACCAAAAUUCCUAACCACUUACCAUGAACUUAUCCCAUCUCGAAAAGAUUUGUUCAUGAAUACUUUGUAUCUGAGGUAUAACAGUAUUUUACUUUCAAGUAAAGUUGCCAAAGUAUUUGACAUCCACAGUUUUGCUGACCUUCUCUCCUCCGUUCUUCCCAGAGAGUACAAAACUAAAGUUUUUGUAUCAUGGAGAGAUAACUUUGCCAGUGAAUCGUGGCUAAAAAAUGCUUGGCAUUUCAUCAGCGAGUCCGUAAAUGUUAAAGAUGACCAAAGCAAUGCCACUACAUUUGAUGCCGUUGUAGAGACCCUAAAAGAUUGGGCUCUGUUACCAGGAAUAAAGUUCACUGUGUCUCCCGGCCAGUUAAUCAUUCCAGACGGUGAUGUAUUAUUGCCAUUAAGCCUCAUGCAUAUCGCCAUCUUUCCAAAUGCGCAGAGCGAUAAAGUGUUUCAUACGUUGAUGAAAACUGGUUGCAUUCAAUUGGCGCUGAACAAAAUUUGCUCAAAAGACAAUAUAUUGCUUCCCUUGUUGGCUGGACAUACUGCAAAUAUAGACAACCCAAUGAGCAUUCUCCGAGCUAUACAUCACAUGAUUCAGUCAUCAACAUUUAGGACUGAGAAGAUUGCUGAAAAUGACUUUGAUGCCCUUUUGAUGUAUUUCAACUGCAAUUUAAACUUCCUCACAUCAGAAGAUGCAACUAACAUUUUAAAGUCCCUCCCAUGCUAUAAGUCUGUUAGUGGGCGUUACGUUACCCUGUCUAAAUAUGGCACAUGUUACGUCCUUACAAAGACCAUACCAGCAGCUGAAGUGGAUAAAUGGUCUCACUCAUCAUCCUUUGCAUUUCUUGAAGAGAAGAUACAUUUGAAAGAAUUGUACACUGCAUUAGGAUGUGUCCCUGUUGAUGAUCUUGAAAUUUAUUUGAAACAUAUUCUGCCAAAAUUUGAAAACCUCUCCUAUCAUGCUAAAGUGGAACACUUGAUUUACCUAAAGAAUUGCUUAUCUAACCUAGAAGACAAUUGUACAGUAAAAGAGCAACUUUUUGCAAAACUAGAAGACCUAGCCUUUAUUCAUGAUGCCAGUGGCCGACUUAAACCUGCCAAGAACUUUUAUGAUCGGACUGUGAGAGUUUUUGAAGUCAUGCUGUCUGAAAAAUUGUUCAUACCCCUGGAAUUCUUUAAAAAACUAGAACAACUCACAAAGCCAAAAAACCAAUCUGCAUUCUUUCUCUCAUGGAUUAAAUUUCUCCGCAACAUAGGCCUAAAGCAUGUUAUUUCCCAACAACAGUUGUUGCAGUUUGCAAAAGAGAUCAGUAUGCGAGCUAAUUCAGAAGGUUGGACAAAGGAAGUGCUUCAAAACACUGUGGAUGUCCUUCUUUAUCAUGUUUUCCAAGAAAGAACAGAUUUGUUUUCUGGAAACUUUUUGAAAGAGUUGUCUAUGGUACCCUUUUUGUGUCCUGAACGAGCACCAGCAGAACUUGUUCGUUUUCAUCCUCAGUACCAAGAGGUAAAUGGAACACUCCCCCUGAUAAGAUUUAAUGGAGCUCAAGUAAAUCCAAAGUUCAAACAGACAGAUGUAAUGCAGUUGUUGUGGACAUCUUGCCCAAUUCUCCCUGAAAGGGCAACCCCACUAACCAUUAAAGAACAAGAGGGAAGUACACUUGGUCCACAGGAGCAGCUUGAACAAGUAUUAACAAUGCUUAAUGUAAAUUUGGAUCCUUCAGUUGACAAAGUGAUAAACAAUUGUCGAAAUAUAUGCAACAUUACCACCAUAGAUGAUGAAAUUGUGAAGACAAGAGUAAAGGUUCUAAGGAGUAUCUAUGAAUUUCUCAGCACAGAAAAAAAAGAGUUCAAGUUCCAGCUCAGAGGAGUUGCUUUUGUGAUGGUUGAAGAGGGGUGGAAACUUUUAAAGCCAGAAGAGGUUGUAAUAAAUCUGGAAUUUGAGUCGGAUUUUAAACCGUACCUCUACAAACUUCCUCUGGAGUUAGGCACCUUUCAUCAGCUAUUUAAGAAUUUAGGCACAGAAGAUGUAGUUUCAACAAAGCAGUACGUUGAAGUUCUUAGUCGUAUUUUUAAGAAUUCUGAAGGAAAACAGCUGGAUCCUAAUGAAAUGCGCACUGUAAAGAGAGUGGUUUCUGGCCUACUCAAAAGUCUCCAGAAUGAUUCUGCUAAAGUACGUAACGACUUGGAAAAUAUUCGUGACCUCGCACUUUACCUCCCAAGUCAAGAUGGAAGAUUGGUCAAGUCCAGCAUUUUAGUGUUUGAUGAUGCCCCCCAUUAUAAGAGCAGAAUUCAGGGAAACAUUGGUGUUCAGAUGCUUGUUGAUCUUAGCCAGUGUUACAUGGGAAAGGAUCAUGGCUUCCACACAAGAAUCAUAAUGCUUCUUCCUCAAAAGUUAAGACCGCGACUUCUCAGCAGCAUACUUGAAGAACAGCUGGAUGAAGAAACGCCCAAAUCGUGCCAGUUUGGUACACUUUGUUCUUUGCAAGGCAGACUGCAGUUAUUACUUUCUUCUGAUCAGUUCAUCACUGGACUUAUACGAAUCAUGAAGCAUGAAAAUGAUAAUGCAUUUUUGGCAAAUGAGGAGAAAGCCAUAAAGCUCUGCAAAGCUUUACGAGAAGGCCUAAAGGUGUCCUGCUUUGAAAAGUUGCAAACAACGUUAAGAGUAAAGGGUUUUAACCCAAUCCCUCACAGCAGGAGUGAAACUCUUGCAUUUUUGAAACGAUACGGCCAUGCAGUGAUAUUACUUUACAUACAACACUCUGACAGUAAGGAUAUAAAUUUCCUGUUAGCUUUAGCUAUGACCUUGAAGUCUGCAACAGACAAUCUCAUAUCCGACACAUCAUAUUUGAUAGCUAUGUUGGGUUGCAAUGACAUCUACAGGAUCAAUGAGAAGCUUGACAGUCUAGGUGUUAAAUAUGACUCCUCAAUUGAGCAAUCAAAACUUGAACUUCCUAUGCCUGGUACACCAAUACCAGCAGAAAUUCACUAUACACUGCUCAUGGACCCCACCAAUGUUUUCUAUCCAGGUGAAUAUGUUGGAUAUUUAGUGGAUGCUGAAGGUGGAGACUCAUUUGGCUCAUACCAACCAACAUACACCUACGCCAUCAUUGUGCAAGAAGUAGACAAAGUAGAUGACAACUCAGGUUCUCUGGGGAAGUUUUAUCAAAUAGACAUUGGUUAUAGUGAAUAUAAAAUAGUUAGCUCACUAGAUUUGUACAAGUUUUCAAGACCAGAGGAGGGUGUUCCGAACAAAGACAGUGCCCCAUCAACACCAACAAGUCCAACAGAAUUUCCUCCCCCUGGCCCAAGGACAGCGCCUUCAUUUGCUAACAAGGAAAGUAACAAAACAAGCUCCUCCAAACAUCAGUCACCUAAAAAGAUAAAGUUAAAUUCUUUACCAGAGAUUUUAAAAGAAGUUACUCUUGUGAUGGAACAGGCCUGGAAGCUUCCCGAAUCAGAAAGGAAGAAGAUAAUAAGAAGACUGUAUUUAAAGUGGCAUCCAGAUAAAAAUGCAGAAAAUCUGGAUAUAGCAACUGAGGUGUUUAAACAUCUUCAAAAUGAAAUAAACCGACUAGAGAAGCAAGCCUUUGUAGAUAUCAAUGUUGAAAGGACAGCAAGAAGAACCUACACCACCCCAUCUUCUAGAUUUCAGUCUGAAAAGUCUUCCUUUCAAAGGUUUUAUUCUUCUUGGAACCAAGAGGCAACAAAUCAUAAAUCUGAGAGACAACAAUAUCGAGAAAAAUUUACUGCCCCUUCAGGAUCAUAUGAUUCAAAGCGCUUCUUUGUUCCACCAACAUUCAAGUCCGUCGGUAACCCUGUUGAAGCUCGUAGGUGGCUUAGGCAAGCUAGGGCAAACUUUUCCGCUGCCAGAAAUGACAUGCAUAAGAAUGCAAAUGAGUGGGUGUGUUUUAAAUGCUAUCUCUCUACCAAAUUAGCAUUGAUCGCGGCGGAUUAUGCUGUUAGAGGAAAAUCUGACAAAGACGUCAAACCGGCGGCCCUUGCACAAAAGAUUGAAGAAUACGGCCAACAGCUAGAAGGUCUCACUAAAGAUGUCCAGACCUUGGAGGCUUAUGGGGUGGAUAGCUUAAAGACUCGCUAUCCUGAUAUGCUUCCCUUCCCACAAAUCCCGAAUGACCGGUUCACUUCUGAUGUUGCCAUGAGGGUAAUGGAAUGUACUGCUUGUAUAAUUAUAAAACUUGAAAAUUUUAUACAAAAUAAGAUUAUUUAAACUGACAAACAUCUUUUUUUUUACCUAUGCAAAUAGGGUUAAUGUGAUUUUAAAGCUGCACAGGACAGGAGCUCAUUUCACUAAUGCUAUCACAGGAAGAAAGUUCAUUCGGAAGGUUGUUUAGAGGAGAUUUGUUAAAAAAAUAUAAAAACAAGUAAAAAAAAAUGUAACUAAAAUAGAAUAAAAAAUUGCAGAAUUCUUGCUGCUAAUUUGGGAUAGGAUGAUAUUACAGGAUAUGGAUCAUCCAUAGGCUCUGAAAAUCCCAAAUUUGUAUAGUUUUAUUGGAGGGACUUUUUUUUAAAGUUGAUCUGCUUUCUGUGCACAUCACUAAUGUGCUGUAGCUGGGCCUAGUUUUAUGUAGCUAAAGCUGGCCAUAAACAUAAAAGUUGGUUAAGUCUGAUUUUUUGGCUAGAAUUUCUCUUGAUCCUACUCUCCUGGCUACUUUCUUUCAGGAGGAAGGAGGGAUUGGGCAUCUCCAAUUUCAACACCCCGAUCCUUUGUUCCCUUAGGGGUAAAGCCCCUCUCUCAUUUAAAGUCAAGAAAAAACACUGAACAGUAAUCUUAUGUGUACGGCCAGCUUUCGUCUAAGUCUGUGUCUUUCUUGGCUCUAUUCCCCCCUGAAAUCUAUGCUUUCAUACCAAGUCAAAAAUGUUGUACUUACUUCCUGAAAUGUGCUAUUGUAAAAAAAAUCUAUUAUAACUUGUUAUACUUGCCCACCUUAAAAGAAGCUACAUAUAGAAAUGUAGGAUAUGAAGACGUAUAAAAAAGGCGUUGUCUGGUUUAGAAAAUCCAGUUGUAAGUUCCCUAUGGAAUUCUGAAUAAAUGGAAGGAGGUCCUCUUGGUACUCAUCUAUAAGGCUGGGUUCACAUCCCGUAUGGCAAAAAAACAGAUGGAACAGU
Hyla sarda is the source of this 15318-nucleotide messenger RNA. RefSeq names its product sacsin molecular chaperone (gene SACS). Lineage: Eukaryota; Metazoa; Chordata; Amphibia; Anura; Hylidae. Bases 689 to 14419 code for a protein of 4576 amino acids. The transcript is spliced from 10 exons. Gene Ontology annotation, molecular function: Hsp70 protein binding. The record is from RefSeq and is a predicted model, not a curated record.